UCGCACCAACUUACUCGCAUUCGCGCAUCAUUCUUAUUCAUAUAUAUAUUAAAAUAUAUACUCAUAUAUUCAUUAUUAAACUCGCUUAUGUUUACGAUAAAUCCCGCUAAGCUUUUAAAUGCUCGUAAAUUCUUCAAUUGUGAUAUUUAAGUUCUUUGUAUGUUUCGUUACAGUGAAGUGAUUAAUAAGUGAUUUUAAUAACACUGACAAUAACAAUAAUAAAUUAGUUAUUGUUUAUUUUAAUUCAAAUAAAAGGGAAAUAUAUAAAAAAAUAACUUUUUUUUAUAAAUAUUUAAAUGAAUCGCAAGUCAAGAAUGAAAUGUAAAAUUACAUCAAGAACUCACGCAUUAGCUGGAUACAUUUGAAAAUGAUUUUAAAAGUCUUAUAAACAUAAAUAAUUGCAGAUAUAAGUAACUAAAAAAAAAAAAAAAUUCUACAAUAAAUAUAUAUAUAUAGUAUAUUUUGUGAAGUAAAAAUAAUUAACAAAAAUAAUCAUAAUAUUUUUUUACAUUACAAUAAAGUAUAAAAAUAAUAUAAUAAUAAUAUAGUUUGGAAUAAUAAAUGUGAAUUGAAGUGUAAUAAUAGAUAGAAAAAAAAAAAGUAUAAAAAUUUGUGGUAGUAAGUGUUGAGUUAUAAGUGAAGUUGGCAUGUAUUGUCUAAGCGUGGCAUGCAAGUGCGGUGGUGGCGUUGGAGAUAAUGACACUGGGGAGAGAUGAGUCUGGAGCUGGGAUACGACAGGAGAAGAGGAAACGAACGAGUUGGAGUGGAACAAGAACAGAAGAGAUACAGCCAUGUCAUGGGAGUCUGUCGCGUCCAAGCAUUACCUUGGGAGUUCUGGGAGUCAUCAGUUGUCAGCAACGGCAUUACUUGGCAGCCCAGAUGAUUGUGGAUACGUUUAUCAAUUUGCUGAAGAGGAUUAUCAAAGCGAAUAUCAGAAUGGAAGCACUGAUAGUCAAUAUAAAACAUCAGUCAGAUCUGGUGUUGGAAUAUGGGAGUGUCUUAUCGGCUGCAGACAUCGACUGGAUCAACAAUUAGCAAGGAGACGUGUAGAACAAGGCUUAAAAUUGUAUCGAGCACACAAGCAGCAAGCAGCGGUACGGAAAUGGCGAGGAGCAUUAAAAAAUAUACGACAACGAGAAGACAAAUUUACUUUACUGGGAUAUCUUUAUCAAGCGUACAUGGAUUGGGGAAAAUACAGGGAUAGCAUAGACUUUGCGCACCGGCAGUUGGGGAUUUCUGACGAGCUGGACUCGCCAAACAUGCGGGCUGAAGCUUAUUUAAAUUUAGCCAGGGCACAUGAGAGACUUGGUGCUCUUGAGAGGGCAUUGGCUUAUGCCCGACACAGUCUUUACAAUGAGUGUGAUCAGUGUGCGACUGCUGGAUUAGUUCAUUUGACAGUAGGCAGAGUACAUUUAGAAUUAGCCGGAUUCUGCAAAGCGCUGGAAGCUUUUCAGAGGGCUCACAAAAUUGCUCAUUCUAUUCAGGAUCCUUCGCUAGAACUUCAGGUAUAUGUGGGGCUGUCUGAAUUAUUCUGUCGUCUUCAAGAUGCCGAGAAGAGUGCAAGAUAUGCAGCUCGGGCGUAUGAUCUCUCAAGAAGUUUACAGCUUGCUGAUUUGAAUUCUAGACAUCACCGUGCGGCCUUGUUGCAAAUGGCAACAGCGCUAAGGAAAAAAGGCGAACUUGGUGAUGCCCAUGAUUAUUGUUCGGAAGCCACCCGGUUGUCCCUUGUAUCUGGAGAUCAAGCCAGUUAUGCUCGAAGUAUACGAAUAAUGGGAGAUAUCUACCGUAAAAAAUCAGAAAUCAAUAAAGCCUUUCGACAAUACGAGAGUGCUAUGGGAUCGGCAGCAGCGACUGGAGAUCGAUUGUGUCAAAUGGAAGCUAUGGAUGGUGCUGCCAGGUGUCUCGAAGCUUUACGACUUCAACACAAAAUCUGUAAUUGCCGACCGUUAGAAUUCAAUACAAGGCUACUCGAAGUUGCAAGUUCUGUUGGUGCCAAGUUACUCGUGAGAACUGUGCGAUGCAGGCUAUCGCGAAUCUACGGUUCUCUAGGAGACGAAGAACAAAAAAAUCAUCAUGAAAGAAUAGCUGCUGCCACUGAAGAAGACUUGGAGCUGAGAUGUGGUGGAUGCAAUGAGUCUUUUGGUUUAGAAGCUGAUACUCUUGAAGCAUUGCCGUGUUCACAUAUUUUACAUGCGAGAUGCGCGUAUGAUAUAUUAAAGAGACGCGAUAAAAAGAAAAAACGUCUUUGUCCUGAUUGUCAUAAAUCCGUAAGCUCACGUUUAUAUUUACACUGCGAUGAUGCUCAUGAUUUAAACCAGAGUUCAUUGAGCUUGGCGUCAUUAAAAGCAAGCAGUCUUGCUACUUUGAAUGACUGUCAUGCUACUAGUAGUGUUUAAUUUAUUUUUCACAAACUUAUCGUUUAUUUAUUACUUAUUUAUAUAAUUUAAUUAUGUGCGAGAUAAAUUAUUUAUUAUAUGUAUAUUAAUUGCACUAAUUUUUAUUUUUAGUAUCACUAUAAUUACAGCCAAUUAAUUAUUCAUACACUGUAAAAAAUCGGGAGUGAAUCCGGAUUCAAUUUCAAUCCGAAUUCACUCCGCAUACGGAGUGAAUUGGGAGUUUUUUUUAGCGGAGUGAUCUCGGAGUGUCACGGAUUUUCUUUCACUCCUAAUUCACUCCGGUCCGGAGUUUUAACAUUUAAAUUAAUUUAUAUUAAACUAUUAAACAGUGUGUGUGUGUGUGCGGGUUCACGUAUGCGAGUGCGAGAGCGUGUGUGUGUCGGGUGUGAGCGUGUGUGCGGGAGUGUGUGUAAAUGUACGUGUGUGGGUGUGUGUACAUGCGAGUGCGCCAUUGCGUGUCCGAAUAUGUGUGUGCGUGUGUGUGUGUGCGUAUCAGCUGAUCAGCAAUGUAAUACGCGAGUUUUUACUUCGAUUUUAUUUAGUGGAGUUAUUUUUUAUUAAUAAUACUUACAAAAUUCCGCUCCGAAGUGAAUUUCACUCCGAGGUGAGUGAAUAAUUAAAAAUUCAUUCACUCCGCAUUUACUCCGGAUUUAAUCCGCAUUCAGUCCGCGAAUUUUUUACAGUGUAGACUUCUUUUUAAUCGUGUAAAUUUAUAACUUUCACAGCCGAAGCUCCAACGAAAAUUACUGUCAAAUUUAUAAUUUAUUAACGUGUUCAAUAUCCCGUCGUCGAUUCCAUAAAAGCGUAAUAUAGCAGAGUAUCGUCAAGUGGCAUAAGGGCGUAUGAAAAUAAUUUUUUUGCCUUGAGGGUGUACUUUAAAUCAUUCCCGUCCGGUACUCAAGUCGACGAACUCACAAAAUAAAUUCUUACAUCAAAAUUAUCCAGCAAAAUUGAUAUAUUAAUAAUUCCGAAGUUAGCCGACAAUUAACGGUUACGUAACAAAUGAUCCGAGGACAAUUGAUCCGCGACAAUUGAUCCUUACGACGAUUGAUCCGUCGAUAAAAUGCGUGUAACAUGAAAAAUUACGCCCUUUUUUCACUAAUUUUGUGUGCGUGUAACAUAAAAAAUAUACUCACACACAAAUUAGUGAAAAAAGGGUGUAAUUUUUCAUGUUACACGCAUUUUAUCGACGGAUCAAUCGUCGCAAGGAUCAAUUGUCGCGGAUUAAUUGUCGCGGAUCAAUUGUCCUCGGAUCAUCGGUCGUGUCACCCAAUUAACAAUUUUCGGAUUUUUUUUCAGAAAUCAAUUACGAAAAAAAAGGACACUAAAAAUAUGCGCACGUAGAAAAUAAAAGAAUCUACAGGUGCAAAUUUUUAAAUAACUUUUUCUUCUAUAAUUUAUCGUUUUUAAAAAAAUUCAAAAUUUAUUAGACGUCGGCCAACUUCAGUACCAUAAAUUGAUAUAUUAUGCAAAUUUGAUAUAUUUUAUAGAAAAUUACGUAAAAUCAGAAAUUUGUAGACUGUUAUCAAAAAUUAAAAAAUUUUUUUUACGCCUCUAUGACAUUUGUAUCGCGAUAUCUGGUAAUGCGCGUUUACCAUCUCCCGACAAAAGAUCCUCGACAAAAUAUCCCCCAACAAAAGAUCCACCGACAAAAUAUCUCCGGACAUAAUAUCCCCGACAAAAUAUCUUUCGAUAUAAUUUUGACAAUUUUCCUGGAAAACUAGCAUUCUCAUAAAACAUUUAAAUAAAAAAGAGAAAUUUUGCUGAUAGGAUAUUUUGUCGGGGAUAUUAUGUCCGGAGAUAUUUUGUCGGGAGAUCUAUUGUCGGGGGAUAUUUUGUCUGUGAGUUAUUUUGUCGGGGGAUGAAAACGCGCGGAAUCGCAAUAUCUAUUUUGUGAAAUGAAUAAAAAAAGAAAUUAAGAUUAAAAAUAAAUAAAACGUCAAAUAUGUGAAUUUAUAUUCUUAUGACGCAAUACAGAAAAAAUAAAUAUGUUUAGACAAUUGUUGAAGUAUAAAGGUGAUUGUUAAAGAAUAAUAGAUUAUUAAUAAAUAUCUAGAGCAGAAAUAUACCGAACCAAAAGCAUGCGGUUCUUUCUAUAGAAAAUAAAUUUCAAUGCCAAUUAAAUACAGAUAUAAUUCACCGUAUCGAUAUUGUGAUAAUUAUAAUUAUUUAAAUUUAAACGAAUAUUCUUUACGUGAAUUAGGUAUUUAAAAUUUAUUUUCUUUUGAUGUAUCGAGUACUUUUUUUGCGGUCAUUUUCCUGCGGUUAUUUUAUUACGGAACCUUAGAAAUUUAUGAUAAAAUUUAAACCGAGUAUUAUUUUAUGUAAAAUAUAAAAGUUAUUGCCAUCAUUAACUGAAUUUGAAUACUUACUACUAUUAGAAAGACUAAUAAAAUUUUAUUGAUAUUAAAUAAUUAAAUCAAUAUCGAUCGAAUGUUAAUUAUCUCCAAACUUUCUCUUUCUUCCUUUAUAUGUGGACUUAUAUUUUUAUCGCUAUAGAAAUCGGUGCUACAAAUAAAUAAAUAAAUAAAUGAAUGAAUAAAUAAAUAUAAAAAACAAAAAUAUACAUGAUAUAAAUAGAUGCUCGUAUAUAUUUAUGCAAAAGCGAAAUUAGCAAAAGAUAUUUUGAAAAUAACGUAAUAAUAAUAAUAAUAAAUAAUUGAAAUAAUUAAAAAUAACUGUUUAUCUUGCACACAAUUUUAUUAUUCAUUUUUCACACUAUUGUAGUUUUAAUUAAAAUAUUUUAUUCUGCUCAUAAUUAUAAAGAAUUAAUAACAAUCAGAUUAAUUAUAUAUAGAUAUAUAUAUUUCUCUUAACUCUUCGAACUAAACUUAAAAAAAAAUCUUCAUUUAAAAAUUAGUCUAUCGAGUUUUUAUUUUCGAAUUCAUUCUUUUCCUAAAAUUUUAAUUUCAAAAGAUAGGAAAAGAAAUUUACUUUUAUUGAAGCCCUAUUUAAAAGAACGAUUAUUAAUUCAAAAACGUUAUCUAUGAUAAAUAUUCGAAUUAGAAAAAAAUUUUGAACUUCGUUAAGACAUUUCACAAUAAAAAAAACUCGAGUUUUGAAAAUCGGGGUGAAAAAAACUUUCGAAAUUUUUGAAUUUUCUUAGCGGGCAAUCAAAAAUUGGAAGAAGACUUUUUUGAAAAUUAAUUAUUGUUGAACCCCGGGUCAAAAAUAAAACUUGAUUCAGGUUCGCUUUACCUUAUUUUCUUUUGAAGCUCGAUUUGCCGGCGAUUUUUCGAUAAGAUCUCGACUUUUUCGACUUAAAUUAAAUUUUUUUCAACUUUUUGAACUUUUUUCAUCUUAGUUUCAACUUAUUUGUAUUUUUUGAUCUUAAUUUAACUUAUUUGUCUUUACUUCGAGCACGAUAGUCAUUUACCUUACUUUUGACUUGCUGAACCAAGUCGAAAAAAAGUUAUUUAUUCGCCUUACUUUCGCAUUAAUAUAUAAAAAUUAUUUCACCUUAGUUUUGACUUUUUUGUAAUUUAAGUCGAAUAAGUCUAAACCAAGUCAAUUUCGACUUGAUCUUGAUUUUUUCGUUUGAAAAUUCAAGUCGAAUAAGUUAAAACCAAGUCAAUUUCGACUUGAUUUCAACUUUUUCGUCUUAAGGCUGGGCCGUACUAAACGAAUUUUUGAAUUUUACUUUUCUUUUAAUUUAUUAAUCAAUUGUUAUUACACAAAAAAUGUGAAAGACAAACUUUUUCGGAAGGUUUUCAUCAUUUAAGUGACGUAAUUAUUCAAAACGUAAUUAGAAACGUAAAAUUCGAAAAUUCGUUUAGUACUGCCGACCCUUAAAUCGUGACUCAGUAAGUUAGUUAAGUCUAAACCAAGGCAAAAACUCAAUUUAUUUCAUAUUUCCGUGAAAAAAUGUCGAGUUUGUCUUGUGAAAAACCGCUCCAAAUUUCGACUUGGUAAACCAAAUCUUAAUCAAGUUUUAUUUUUGACCCGAGACUUUACAUAAAAAAUAACUAGAAAUGUCAAAAUUACAGUUGCGAAAACAUACUAAAUAAAAAAUUUUUAUACAAAUGUCAAGGUAUGUUCAAAUAUAAUUAUAAUUUAAUUAUUAUUUUGACGCUUUGACUCUUAAAGAGUCCGAAGAAGUUCAAAAUUUUUAACGUCAAGUUCAUUAGCUGUAAUUUUGACACGAUAGUGAACGUUUUUGGAAAAUUUUCCGGCCGGUUAGUUUUUUUAACGCACCCUUAUUGACAUCUACAGUCAACCCGAGUAACUUGCGCUGUCAGAAUAAUCUAAAUCCUUCUUAAAAAAAAACCCUAGCUUUAUUUGUACCGUGAAAUUGAGUAUUUUCGGAAUCUAAACCUUCUGUUGAUUACGUGAAUAAAAAAAAAACUUCAAUUAUUCAAGCCAUGCCUGACUAUUACCCAUAAAAAAAGAUGUAAGCUGACGAAAUAUGGCUAGAUCUGACCAGAUAAAAUUAUAUCAUUAGAUAUAUAUUUUUAUUUGACCAGAUCAACUGUAUGUAAAAUACUUAUUUUUAAUUACAUAUAUUUAUUUAUAAAUAAAUAUCUUACGUGCCAAAUAAUAAAUGUGUUACAACCUGCCAGAAAAUAAAAACAUUUAGGUAUUAUCCGUUCCGUUAAUUAAUAAAUACUGAAUAUAAAUGAAAUCAUAAAAAAAAAAAUUUUUUAAAACCAUGUGUAUGAUAAUUAAAAUAAAAUUUUUGUAACAUAUACUAGAAACGUACGCCAUCAAAUACCUGCAGUCGGCAGCUAAAAAAAUUAUAUAUAACACAGUGGGUCAUAAAUAUAAAGAAACAGUCGAAUUCCAUUAACUUAGACAGUUAGCCUACGGUAGGAGUAGAAAUUUCCUGCAAACUCCGCCUUAUCAAAUUUCCCCUCCUUUAAAGAGUAAACUACAGCGCAUGCGUUCUUACAUCACAUGAAUGAUACAUAUGUACAUAUAUAAAUAUAUGUACACGUAAAAAUUAUAGCUUCGGGUGGAAGACAGCGUAGCUCGUAGUGGGGGUCAAGAUUGAGGAGAAGUUCCGAGUUAAUGGAAUCCGACUGUACUUAAUCAUUCGAAUUGUAACAUCAGCCGUGCAAAAAAUAUUAUUUUUUAGUUGCAUGCACUAUAGCUAGCGUGCGAAAAAUAUCGAAGUAACUCAUCGAGUCAUCUCGCGACAGAAUUUUCAUCAUACUUCAAGCGCCCUUUAUUACCUGCUGCCAAUAGACACUCAUCGGCGUACUUUUCGAGUAUUUCUUACAAAAACUACCCUGAUAGCCACCCUAACCGUAAAUUAACUACAAGCUACUACCGUAUUCUAAAGGUAACUUAAAGAAAAGUGUUGGAGAGCAAGCAGUUACCUUUAAGUUGACAGUAAAUUGUCUGUUAACUUGAAUUCAAUUUGACUACAAGUGUUACUGUUAGACAAUGACGUUAAGUUGAUUAAAAGUUUCACUUAAAAUAGACGGCAAGUUCUUCUGUCAUAUUACAUUCAGAUGACGGCAGUAGAUUUGCAUUAACUUGCACGCAAGUAUUAUCCAGCCGAGGCUUACCAGAAAUUUGUCGUUAAGUUAGCCAAAAACGUUUCACUGCAGAACUUGCUGAUCAAAGGUGUGGCUAUUAAGGGAAUGUAUAUAUCUAGUACAAUUACGUAUAAGACGCUCGUUGCCAAAUUCGUCUUCGGCUCGCUACAACCCUAGCUAAUCCGAAUUACGGUAAUUUACCGCAUUUGCCGUAACUUAGCGUAAAAAACAGUACUUCUAAAACAAGUUUUCCGCAAUUUGCAGUAAUUUACGGCAAUGUACAUUAAUAUACGGUAUUCUGCACUGAAUUACGGCAAUUUGCCAUAAUUUGCAGCAUUUCCACUGUAAGAACUGGAUUUUUUUUUAUUUUCACAGUUUUUACAGAGCAAUACUUAACUCUACAGUAAAUUUUCGUUCUCUUACUGCACUUUCGCGGUAAAAAUAUCGUACUUUUGCCGCAAAAUACCGUAAAUUGCGGUAAUUUAACGUAAUUCGGAUCCGUCAGGAAAUUCGCGUCUUAUACACAAUCGCACUUGAUAUAUAAACAACUAUUUUGAUUGAUUCAAAUAAUUUUAAUCUUGUCAAUCUUUUACUCACUGCCGUGAUUGAUUUUUUCAUAAAAUUGAAAAUAAAAAAAACUCCUCAAAGAAUUCUCAUGUAUGACAUUAAAUAAUUUAAAAAAAUAAAUAUAAAAACAAAGAGGCAACGAUUGGAAUUAUACGUUCAUACAUUGCAGUGGAUGGUAAUAAAAUAAAUAAAUAUAAAAUAUAUAUAUAUAUAUAUAUAUUUAUUAGUACAUACGAUGAUAAUAAUUUUAAUUAAAUUAUAAAUAUUUUUUGUUAUGCUGAAUAAUUGCAGGUGUGCAAUUGAUAAUUAUAAGAAACGAAAAAAAAAAUUUUAAUUAAUUAAUUAGAGGAAAAAAAAUAAAAAUAAAAGUAAAGUCAUAAGAGAUAAGCUAAUAAAAUAUAUGAAAUUUAUUUCUGUUGUUAAGAGUGUACGUGCUAAUUAGCACUCUAAUAAUACACGCACAAUCAGAAAUGUCUGUAGAGACGCGCACUGCACACUUAACUUGUAAAACAAAAACAAAUGCUCAUUGAAACAAAAAGGGUUUUAAUUAACAAAUUAAAUAAUAUGAAAUUUCAUGUUAAUUAAUUUAUUAUUAUUUUUUAAAUUUAAAUUACCUUAUGUGAAUACUGAAACUUAGCGAUAAAAGCACAAUUGUAAAUUAAAAAGUGGGCAGUAGAAUACUUAUGUCUAAAUAAAGCGAAUUAAUGUAUUUAAAAAUGUUUGAAUUUCAAAAUUUAAUGUAAACUAAUAAUAUUUAUAGUGUUGAGGAGAUAUUUAAUAAAAUUAGUGGUAUUUUAAUUAAUAAGUACCAUAAAUAUGUCUAAAUUAUAUGUGAGAAACGUGAUGGAACACGUGAAAAAAUAAACGACGGACGAGUACCUCAAUUGAAAAAAAAUAAAUGUUAUUAAAAUAAAAAUAUAAUU
Microplitis mediator is the source of this 9366-nucleotide messenger RNA. Its product is annotated as 43 kDa receptor-associated protein of the synapse homolog. NCBI's taxonomy places the organism in Eukaryota, Metazoa, Arthropoda, Insecta, Hymenoptera, Braconidae. Gene Ontology annotation, molecular function: acetylcholine receptor binding; protein-membrane adaptor activity. Gene Ontology annotation, biological process: chemical synaptic transmission. Gene Ontology annotation, cellular component: synapse. The coding region runs from base 792 to 2396 and encodes 534 amino acids. The record is from RefSeq and is a predicted model, not a curated record. The transcript has 11 exons.